AUGGCUUUAGAAACACAAGAUAAAAAACUAAUCCUCAAAUCCCAGUUAGCUGAAAUCCAACAAACUAUCUUAGCAGAUAAAAAAAGAAUAGAAGAAGAAACAAUACGUUUACAAAAUGAAGCAAAAUUAAAAUUAAAAGAUUUAAUGAAUGAGAUUGAGCACUGGAACAGAAAACAACUUCAAGAGUUACAAGACAAAAAAGAAUCUAUAGAAAAAGAAAUCUCGAAGUUUAUUUUUAACUUAUCAACCGAAAAUCAAACCUCUACAGAAAGUCUGUGUACUUCUUAUAUAAAUGAUAGAAAUAGUAAAUUUGAAAAAUUUAUUAAAGAAAAUGAUUCAAUCAAAAUAAUAUUUGAAGAUACUGAAUUUGUUGUUGAAACAAAAGUUAUUGAACAAAUUCCUUUUCUUGCUCAUUUAGCAAGUGAGUCAUCUGAUGGUAAUGAAUUAUAUAUAUUUAGAAGUGGGAAAUAUUUUAACUUUAUCAAAGAAUAUAUUUUAUCUAGAAAAUUAUUAAUUAACGAAACCAUAACUCAAGCCGAACUCAAAAAAAUUGCAAAAGAAUUUCAGUAUUAUGAACUUCCAUGGAAACAAAUUAAUGAAUUUAUUUCGUGUAGCUACACUAUUCAAAAUAUACCAACUCAUGGAAUUAACUAUACUAUUAAAGGUAAUGUAAUACAUCCAACAGAUGAUAGUUGUUCAUUUAUUCAAUUUAAUAAAGAUAUUAUAGGCAUUAAAGUGAAAGUUUUAGAUAUUGGUAAUUACAUUGACUCUUCUUGUUUCUCAAUUGGGUAUUGUCCUUUUAUAACUAAAAUACCAUAUUUAGGAUAUGACGGUUAUUUUCUUAAAAAGAAUGGUGAAAUUAAAACCUCUCUUCAAGGAUUUUCAUCUUCCUUUAAUUUCUGUUACCAAAUAAAAACAAAUGACUCUAUCAGAUGUGUUUUAAAUGAUACAGAAAGAAUGUUAUUCUUUCAAAUUGAUGAAAAAGAAUAUUCAAUUAACUUUGUCGAUACGAGUAUCAAAUUGUAUCCAACAAUUAUUAUGAAGGGUAUUGACCAACAAAUAGAAGUUGAAACAAUUUACACUCCAAUUCUUUAA
This is a messenger RNA of Entamoeba dispar SAW760, 1095 nucleotides long. RefSeq lists its product as uncharacterized. Lineage: Eukaryota; Evosea; Mastigamoebida; Endamoebidae. The record is from RefSeq and is a predicted model, not a curated record. Bases 1 to 1095 code for a protein of 364 amino acids. The transcript has a single exon.